UGUAGUUUGGACAACAAAUUUUGGUAUAUAAACUCCAUCUCCUUCCUCCUAUUUUUUCCACAACCAAAAAAACCAACACCAACAAAACCAAAAGAAACAACUUCUCUAGUUUUCUGAAUUUUCGUCUUUAACCUAUAACUUCUGUUGUGUGAGUGAACUAGCUUGUACCAAUGGUUUUAGGCUGGGGAAGGAGGAGAACCGGCCACCGUGCGGCGAAAAACCAGCCGGGGGACCUCGACAUGGAAGCCCUGAUCCCGAACCAUUUCCUCUGCCCGAUAUCGCUUGACUUGAUGAAGGAUCCGGUCACAUUGUCAUCCGGAAUAACCUAUGAUAGACAGAGCAUCGACAUGUGGCUCGAAGGCGGGAACUUCACUUGCCCUGUGACAAAUCAGGUGUUGAGAAGCUUUGAUCAGAUUCCCAACCAUAGUCUCAGAAAAAUGAUUCAAGAAUGGUGCACCGAAAACAAGCGCUAUGGAAUUGAACGUGUUCCAACGCCGCGAGUUCCCAUCAUGCCAAUUGAGGUCUCCGAGAUUCUUUUCAGUUUAGCGGGCUCAGCUCGACGUUUGGAUCACCAAGGGUGCGUCGAAUGUGUGCGCAGAAUCAAGAAAUGGGCGGCUGGGAGCGAGCGAAACAAGCGCUGUAUAUUGGAGAAUGGGGCUGCAUCUGUACUCGCUGCAGCCUUUGAUUCUUUCGCAAGCGAUUGCGAAAGGAGAAAUGCAAUUGUGUGUGAAGAAUUACUGUCUGCGCUGAGUUGGAUGCUUCCGGCUUUCGAUGAAGAGUCACACACACACUUGGGAUCCAAGGCAUCGUUGCAUUGCAUGGUUUGGUUUCUCAAGGAAAGCGAUGAUCUUUCGGUGAAGCAAAACUCCAUUCUAGCAUUGAAAGAGCUUCUUUCUUGCGAUGAUCGCACCAAACAUGUUGAAGCGUUGGCGGAGAUUGGUGGGGUGAAUGACAUUCUUUUCGAGCUCAUCAGAGAGAAAAUUUCACCGGCGAUUACCAAGGCAUCUCUGAUGGUAGUUUGGUACUUGGUUUCAUCAUCUUCUUCCGCCGGUGAAAAUAUCAAGCUAGCAUUUUUGAAGAUGGGAUUGGUUUCGGUAUUGCUGGAAAUGCUUGUGGACUCGGAAAGGGGCGUAAGCGAGAGGGCAUUGGCGGUUAUCGACAGUCUUUGUGAUUGCAAAGAAGGGAGGGAAAAGGCGUAUGCUGAUGCGCUAACUAUACCAGUUUUAGUGAAGAAAAUUUUGAGAAUAUCGGAAAUGGCAACUGAGUAUUCGAUUUCAGCGAUUUGGAAGCUGUGUAAAUGUGCAAGCAGGCAAGAAGAAAGAGUGCUGGUUGAGGCCCUUCAAGUCGGUACAUUUCAGAAGCUCUUGUUGGUUUUACAGGUUCGUUGCGGGGAUGAUCACACGAAGGAGAAGACGAACGAGCUUCUGAAGCUCUUGAAUCCUUACAGAGCUGGAUUGGAAUGCAUAGAGUCCGUCGAUUUUAAGAGUAUUAGAAGGUCGUUUUGAUGAACGUUUUCAAAAGAAAACAUACAUAUUCUUUGUGUUAAUUAGUUCUUAGUUUUAGUUCCAUCAAUUGAUGAGCUUUUGAAAUGGUAAACAUUGAUUAAUUUAUUCUCCAGAUUUGUUAAUGCAAUGCUGCCAGUUGAAUUGGAAAGUAAAACAGAGUUUCAAUCUCUUCUUUUCACAUGUCACAGUAUUAUAUCAAUGAUUAUUGUUUCUGAAACA
Molecule: messenger RNA, 1724 nt
Organism: Malus domestica (apple)
Lineage: Eukaryota; Viridiplantae; Streptophyta; Magnoliopsida; Rosales; Rosaceae
Product: U-box domain-containing protein 21-like
Biological process (GO): protein ubiquitination
Molecular function (GO): ubiquitin protein ligase activity
Source: RefSeq, a predicted model, not a curated record